AUGAAAUGUUUUCUUUUUCUGGGUGAAACUGAUGCAUUAUUCAUAGCACCCACUGAAGUGACAUCAUUUUUAAAUGUAGUUUAUUCAUAUUUAGCCACUUUACGAGCGGGUCUAGAUUCAAGAAUUGGUGUUGGAUUUCGUUUAGGAAGACAUGCAGAUGCUCAAAUUGUACUGGAAUUAGGUCCACAAAAGUAUACAAAACCUAUUGGAGCCACACGAGCUGCUUAUAAAUCCGAAAAAUUACGACAAUCAUAUCGAAAUAAAUUGAAGGCAACGAUUUUAGGGAGACUUUCAAAGAAAAAUACGUUGGAGAAAUUACGACAAGUCUUUGAAAUCGUUAAUGAUCGGAAUGCUACGGAUUUUAUGAAUAGCACCAUCGAAAAUUUUACUUAG
Molecule: messenger RNA, 393 nt
Organism: Chrysoperla carnea
Lineage: Eukaryota; Metazoa; Arthropoda; Insecta; Neuroptera; Chrysopidae
Exons: 4
Coding region: 1-393 (130 amino acids)
Source: RefSeq, a predicted model, not a curated record